This is a messenger RNA of Heterocephalus glaber (naked mole-rat), 4101 nucleotides long. NCBI's taxonomy places the organism in Eukaryota, Metazoa, Chordata, Mammalia, Rodentia, Bathyergidae. The record is from RefSeq and is a predicted model, not a curated record.
CCGGUGGGACCUAGCCACCCUGGGAACAGCCCCUCCUGGGAAAGGGGCAGGCCGCACGGCCCAAAGGAAGGGGCGUGGCUUAAGAGAGUGGCCACGGCUGGACUUUUAAGAGUCAGAUGUCACCGAAGUGUGAGGGGCGUGGCAAAUGGACGAGGUAGCGGGAGGGGCGGACCCAGGUGGAGGGCAAGUUUCCAGACUGGAGAACAGGGACAGAGGCUCCAGGGGGGAACUUCUGGCGGAUAGCAGGAGCGAACUCGUGAGCAGAGUCUUGCUGGAAAAUGGAGAACAGCCAGAAAUCUCUGCUGAGAAAAGAAGCCCUGUGCAUCUCAAAGCAGUUCCUUCACAGCCUGUUUGGGAAUCCACAGUGAACCAACGUACACCCCUCUCACCCUCUCUGCUGGGAGCUGGUGUUUAGGUUCCUGCAAGUUACUUUGCAACUGAUGAAGAUUUCAAGCUAAAGAUGAUGGUGAUAAAGAGCCUGAAGGUCACUCUUCAAGCAGCUCCCUGCAAGUCUCUGUGUAAAAGGUUCCUGGUUCCCAGGUCCGUGAACCAAGUUCCUCCAGUCUCUAUACCUGCACCUAAGAACCCGAAACUGAUCCUGGUUUUAGGUUCCUGCUCAUUAUUUGGCAGCUGAUCAGGAUUUCAAGCUGAAGAUGCUGCUGCUGAAUAGCCUGAGAGUCAUUCUUCCAGUGUCCCCCUGCAAAUGGCUGUGGAGGAGGGUUCCAGUUCCCAGGUCCAUGCCAGUGAGGCCCUGCAGUCUCUAUACCUGCACCUAUAAAACCCGGAACAGAGCCUUGCAUCCUCUCUGGGAAAGCAUGGACCUUGUUCCGGCAGGUGAUCGACAGUCACCCAUUAACAUCCGGUGGAAGGACAGCAUUUAUGAUCCUGGCUUAAAACCACUCACCAUCUCUUAUGACCCAACCACCUGCCUGCACAUCUGGAAUAAUGGAUACUCUUUCCUUGUGGAAUUUGAAGAUUCUACAGAUAGAUCAGUGAUUGAGGGAGGACCGCUGGAACACAACUACCGACUGAAGCAGUUCCAUUUUCACUGGGGGGCCAUUGAUGCCUGGGGUUCCGAGCACACUGUGGACAGCAAAUGCUACCCAGCAGAGCUGCACUUGGUGCAUUGGAAUGCAGUCAAAUUUGAAAGCUUUGAGGAUGCAGCACUGGAAGAAAAUGGUUUGGCUGUGAUAGGAGUAUUUUUAAAGCUAGGCCAACAUCAUAAAGAGCUACAGAAAUUGGUGGAUACUUUGCCAUCCAUUAAGCAUAAGGACACCCUUGUGGAAUUUGGGUCCUUUGACCCUGCCUGCCUGAUGCCCGUCUGCCCUGAUUACUGGACCUACUCAGGGUCUCUGACUACCCCACCUCUCUCAGAAUCUGUCACCUGGAUCAUUAAGAAGCAGCCAGUAGAAGUUGAUCACAAUCAGCUUGAGCAAUUUCGGGCCCUGCUCUUCACUUCUGAGGGGGAAAAAGAGAAAAAAAUGGUGGACAACUUCCGCCCCCUUCAGCCCCUGAUGAAUCGCACCGUCCGCUCAUCCUUCCGCCACGAUUAUGUGCUGAAUAUACAAGCGAAACCCAAGCCGUUGGCCAGCCAAGAUGUCCAUACUUAGACAAUAUUUUGCUUAUUUUAGCUUUUUAAAAAACUGUUAACUAGACUAUUUUAAAUACCGGCACUAAUAAUAUUUAUAGGUAUAUAUUUCUUUUCUUGACAUUUCCAAGUCACUAUCCUUGUAAGGCAGGAAUAGGGAGACAGAACAAUAGGAAAAUAGCUAAGUGGUUACCAUCAGGCUACUUUAGGUGACCAUUUGUGAGGAUUAAGGCAGAGGGAAUUUCAUGCCUACUGCCAGUUGAGACUGGCCUGUUUGGGAAAUUAGGCUGUCGUCUCUCUAAUCUUGCUUCCUGAGAAGGUCAGAUAAAUAAUUUAGUUUCUGUUUGGUGAAGUGGAACUUUAUUUAGUGUGAGUGAUUCCAUUUGGCUGGUCCACUGCAGCCUAGUACAGCAGCUUAGUUCAAAACAAUGGCUUUCUGUAAUUUUUAUUUAACAAUUUUCCAUUUUUGGUCAGACUCUCGUGGCCUUAGGGCCUUAGUGCUACUCUUAGUUACUAUCAUUUCGAGGUUCAGGUAUUAACAUGCCAUUCAUAGGUUAGAUGUGCAUUUAUUGGCAUGAAAGUGCUUUAUCAGUCUUUGAGAAAUCUAUUUGGUAAACAGAUUCUUUGUUUGAUAAUAGUAUUUAUCACUAAAAUACCAACAAGGGAUACAAGUUUCUUUUAAAGCAACCUAUUGGUAAUUGUAAUGUCUUUUUAUGUAUGACAUUUUUAAACUGCCUUUUUAUAUUUAUCAAUCAAUGGUUCUAUAGAGUUAUAAGUACGGAUUAUAUUCAAAAUGUUUAAUAAAUGGUAGCAGCAGAGACACUGACCACACAGAACAGAGGCCUUUUAGAAAUGGCCACAGGGCCCAGACUGGUCCUUUCUGGCUGCAUAAUGACCAUGAAGGGCCGGGGGUUUAGCUCAGUGGCGCCACCACCUUCCUCGAAAGUGCAAGGUCCUGAGUUCGAUCCCUGGUACCAAAAAAAAAAAUGAUCAUGGUAUUAAGUAUACUUUGUUUCAAAGUGGGAAUGUAUAUUCUUUUACUAGGGCUUCUCAACAAAUAUGUUUGUUCCACUUUUUAGUUGACAUAACUAAUACAUGAUAUGCUUACUUAUUACCAAUUUAUGAUAUAGAAAAAUAUAUUUUGUAAUCAUGAGACAACAAGGAUUUUACUAUAUCUGGAAAUCCUCUUACAUUUCUGAAGAUCAGAUAUUUUACUUAAUGCCUUCAUCAUAUAGAAAAUAUGUGCAGAAUAUUUUAAAGAAAAUGCUUAGGGCCGCAGAUUUAGCUCAGUGGUACCAUGCUUGCCUGGCAAGCACAAGAUCCUGAGUUCAAUUCCUGGUACCGAAAAGAAAAUGCUUCAAAUGCCUAGAACAGAAUUCUUUCAUGGUACAUUUAAAGAAAUAUUCUUUAAUUGACUAGUAAUCUAAAAGUCUACAUUUAUAGUAUUAAUUUGCACACUGUUAUAUAGAAUAUAUUUAAAAAAUAGAAUAUAUUGGUAAUAUUUCCACAAUGACAGGCAAUCAUAGCUUCCCUGUGAAACUAAAUAAACUUGGGGUAGGGCUAUACCUCGGUGGCAGAGCACCUGCCUAGCAUGUAUGAUAUUUUGAGUUCAAUCCCCAGGACUGCCAGAAAUGAAACUAUCUGAACUUUAUUUUAUCUUCUCAUUACUCAAGGUUUUUUGUAGGGUGUGUCAAUUAGCUUUUCAUUGCAGUAACAAAGCACCUGAAAGCAACAACUUAAAGGAGGAAAGAUUUGUUUUGGCUCACGGUUUCAGAAGUUUCAGUGCAUGGUCAGCCAGUUCCAUUGCUUCAGGCCUGUGGUGAGGCAGAAACACUAUGGUGAAUGGGGGUGGUGGUGGAAAGUUGCUCAGCUUAUGGCAGCCAAGAUACAGAAAAAGAGGGAAAGAGCCUGUGCUGGAGAGCUUUCUCCUUCUUCUGAUUUUAUUCUAUCCAGGCCCACAGCCCAUGGAUGGUGCCACUCAUAUUCAUGUCCCACGUGGCAACUGUCUCUGGGAAUACUAUCACAGAUUCACCUAGAAGUGUGCUUUACUAAUUUUCUAGGCAUCUCUCAAUCCAAUCAAGUUGACAACCAAGAUUAACCAUCACAUAAGGCAAGUGGUCAACUUAAGUCUCCCAAUUUAUACAGUGGUUUAGAAGACUUUUGUUAUUAGUUACAAGAAGAGAAUCUUGUCAGAUUCGCUGAAAUCUAAAAUCUAGAUAAUUCACAUGUUUUGGGGAAUCGGUGCUACUGUUAGGUUUCCUUAUAUGUAUCUUAGAAUGUUUGCAACUAUCUCUAAGAUUGUGUUCAGAUAUAACACUUCAUCAAAAACUAGAAGAAUCUUAUUAAUAUGCUGGUCAUCUACUCUACAAGAUUGGAUUGGAUGAACACUACUGAACUGUAUGUACACUUAAGGACGAUUCAGAUGGAAAUGGGAAUACCUCAAAUUUCAAACUUCUGCUUGUCAAAGAAAGCAGUCAACAAAGUGAAAAGGCAACCUAGAGAAUGGGAGAAAA